AUGGUGCUUGAUAUGGAUUUGUUCCGUGAAGAGAAGGGUGGAAACCCCGAAAUCAUUCGUGCUUCGCAGAGAAAUCGCUACAAAGACCCCGCCUUAGUUGACAAGGUGAUUGAACUGGACCAAGCUUGGAGGAAAGCACGAUUUCUUCUUGAUGUCUUCAAUCGCCAGAAGAACGUGCUUAGCAAAGCAAUUGGUGAAAAGAUGAAGGGUUUGUCUGUAACGCAGAUAAAGAAGCUGCGCACGAUCUUGGAUGAGAAAAUGGCUGAAACAAAGGUUGAUCUGGUUGCUAUGAUUGAUGGUUUCGACGGAGAUCGUGGAACAACAGUGGCUGGUGGACGCGGUUACUUCUUAAAAGGAGCGCUUGUAUUUCUUGAGCAGGCAAUAAUCCAACUGGCUUUACAAAAAUUAGGAGAGAAGGGGUUCACUCCACUCUAUACACCAUUCUUUAUGCGUAAAGAAGUGAUGCAAGAGGUUGCACAACUAAGCCAGUUUGACGAAGAGUUGUAUAAGGUAAGAGCAUAA
Strongylus vulgaris is the source of this 522-nucleotide messenger RNA. The record is from the annotation of a GenBank genome assembly. NCBI's taxonomy places the organism in Eukaryota, Metazoa, Nematoda, Chromadorea, Rhabditida, Strongylidae.